GUUGUGAAAUGCUAUUGUAUAAUAAUUUUUUUCUGCUUAUUCUGCUACACUAGAUGGCCGGUUCAAAGCGAUUCCCUCCUAUCUUUAAGAGUUUUUACUAAAACUAUGAACAAAACGUGCGGAAAAUGUGCAAAAGAAAAAAAACUACUUAUUUCGAAGAAAACUUUAAGCUUUUACAAUUGCAAAACCUUGAUAUCGAUAUGGGAGUAGGUCUCAGAGAGUUUAAAUUUAACAGAGAUUACUGAACCAUCAGUUGCUAACUUCCAAAGGAAUAUAGCAAUCCUAUAAGUUUUUGAUAGUAGGCUGUAUGCCAUAUAGUCCACACGAGCACUGAUUCAAGCGAAUAUUUAUACACGUAGCGAUAGCAACCCUGUAUCUAAUAUUUAGGGUAUACCUGUGUUACGCAUAUAAUUCCUUUUAUUAUACUUAAGAGGCGAAAGUAAGUGAUUUCAAGAAUACGUAUUUGAGGUAUUAAACGCAGAAUACGCAAUUUUUAACCAAUUCACAAGUAAGAAAAGGCAAGUAAAAACUAACUUCGGGCAGAACCGAAUAUUAAGGACUAACUAUAUUCGAAGGCAUAUCGUGAAACUUGCACAAAUUUGUUAUGAACUUAAGGUAACUUUCCGUUAUUCCGAAAUUACGGACCGAUCACACCUACUUUCUAUCCCGAUUGACAUCAUAAUCUUAUGCUUAUUGCCCUCCGAUUACUUAUUGUAUAUUCGAUUCGAUCAUAUCUUUGGUUCUCUCAAAUAUGAGAAGGAUUCCUCUGAUUGCUAACGCAUCUUUCAUCUAUUUUCUCGCUUAUGCGAUAAGUCGAAAUAAAAGUUUGAACACAUUUUCGACUUGUGGGAGCGUCUGCAAACGGCUCAUUUCACCAUUAAUAACGACAAUACUUAAAACCAAACAUGGCGUCCCACUCCAUAAAUUUAUAAUCUUAUCUGGACUCUACUGAUAAAAACAGCUGAUAGAACUUUGUCUACUGAAUGCAUUGAAAAGUUAUUGAGUUCAGUUGGUGUAGAGAGAAGCCGGAGAUACAUUUUAUAUUUGAGGUUAUAUAAGUAUAUGGUAUUUUUAGUUUGAAUUCUCAAAGGAACUGCGACAUUCAGCUUUCUUCCGCAAGCAUAUGUUAAUGUGUACUCAUACUAUUCCACAAUACUGUGGCACAGUAAAGAUAUUGUAAAUUUUAUCCGUCUCCGUUGAAAUGCGCAAAUUGAUAAGUGAAACAAUUUAAAUAAAGUUAAAAAAUUAAAAAGGAAAAAACAACAAAAGCAUUACAAUAACUUAAAUACCACGUCAGGGUUCCGGCAACAAACAAAGAAAAUCGGCAAUAAGGCAGAGAUAGCAAAGAAAACGCGUUAAUUUGGUUGAAAUCCAAUAAAAAUACUAUAAAGUGUUUUUUUAUAUAAUAUAUAUAAAAAAUUAAUGCAAGCAUGUGAAUUUCAGUUAAUAGUCAAAAAGCAAUAAAAAGUGAAAAAGAGCAUGAGCAGCAGACAGAUCGCGAGUAUUUUAAGGGUUAAAGCUUAUGAGAGAAUGAGCGCUAGAGGAACGCAAAAAUCGACAAAUUGUGAAAAAUAUAAUAACUGUGUUCGCCAAUAUAUUAUAUUAGGCAUACAUACAAACACUUGUAGAUUCGUGUGAGUAAAUCUAUAUUUCGGUUUCUUGCUUUUGAGUAUUUCGAAAAAUUCUUCGCGAUAUUAUUAAUUUGCACAGCUGUUAAUGGCAUAGGUAUUAACUUGACAGCGUCUCUAGACUGACUUACUCUGUGUGUGUUCUCAUGCCUUCUUUUAGCUGUGUCUAGCUGCUUUGUUGGUUAGUUGAGAGAUUUACUCGUGGUUUAUUGGUUAGUUAGUUACUUAGUCGCUUGUCUGUUGUGCUAAUGACGGGAAGGAAAUUAUAUAAAUUGCUUUAAUUAUCCGGUUAAUUCGUUGUUUUGCUCUGUUGCGUAAAAAAAAAAUUAAGUGAAAGGGUUUUUUGUAUGCAAAACAAAAAGAAAUAAUAAUGUGCGAAUCGUGUUACUGUUGUUUUUGUUGUUAUAAAAAUAAUUAAUUUAUUUUACGGCGAAUAUACACAACAUUGAAUGAGAAUUAAAAUAAAAUAAAAAUAAUUACAUUAAUUGAAAAAAAUUUAAAUUAAACGAAAUUGGAAUUUGGAAAAUUUGAAAUGCGUUUACUCGUCUCAACUAUUAACCCUUAGUGAUUAUUACAAAAACACAGCGACGACAAACAAAGAGAGACAUAAACAAAACGUAAACUCAUAAAACAAAGAUAAAGUGAAAUUGAAAAGAGUGAAAGAGCGCAUACAACUACAACAAAAUUUUGUUAACAAAAGUGUUGUUAUUAAAAAAUUAUUAAUAAAUAAUAAUAGAGAGAGAGAGAGAGAAAAGAGAUUGAGUGGCAAAGCGAUCAAAGUGUCGCACUGUGUAAGCAAAGCGAACUCUCUAGUGAUACUGAGUGUGGGUGGCACGUCCAAGAUAAGCGCGUCUGCUCAACGCUUACCGACUACUCGCUCCAUUGAAAAAUGGCUGAUGAGAGCGCCAUCGACAGUCCGCGUCCGUUUCGACGCGAGCGCAAUCUGAGUAAUCGCAAUUUCGCCAAACGCCGUUCCAGCCGACGUACCAGCGUCGAGAGUCACAGCUCGGUGGAGUCGUUUAAUCUAAGUGCAGCUGAGAGUGUAAACAACGCUAGCUCAGUGAGCUCUGUGCAUGAGCACAGUUCCAGCGCUAGCGCCAGUGGCAGUCACAAUCACAGUACGUCGACCAGCAGUGGCAGUAGUGGUUCACAUUCGCUUAGUGUCGCUAGUAGUCAACUGGAUUAUUCCUACUCGGUGCAAUCGGAUACGGAAAGUGCAUUUUAUCGCGCCUCUACGCGUAGAAUGGUGCCACCACCGUUACCCAUAACUGGGCCGCCGCUUGAUAACGAUGAGUCUACAACUACAACAACGAUAGCAACAACAACAAGCGAGGACGAUGCACAGCCACAAACGCCUGAUCCCGCGUUGUUAGGCGUGCGACAGAAAGUUAAUCGUUUCGAGACAUUGACAGCCGAACAGCGUAUUCUCUUUAAAACGGGACGUCACCAGCUACGUCAACAACACCAACAAUAUAAUUCGCAUACAGGUGCAGCAAAAACCACUGGUGUGGGUGGCAUUUCAGUCGCCCCGCCUGGUUUAUGGCGUGUCUUUCCGCCUGCUACGCGUCGUUCCACACCCGAAACGGAUAGCUCGGUGGCCAGUCGUCAGUCGGCAGUUAGCUCAUUUCACACCUCCAUCGAUGAGGAACGCUCCGUGGACGAUGUGGAUGAGAUCUCCGAUUAUGCUGAGGAUGCGCACGCAGAUGCUGUUGCUGAGGCUGAGUAUGCUGUGCCAGAGGAAGCGCACGAAUUGCGUGAAGAUGCGGUGCCAUCGCCGGUGCCUGGCUAUAUGCCGCCCACGGGGGAAGAGCAAUUGGUGACAGCGGGCGUUGUGGAGUUGAAUAUAGCUGAUUUCGGUAAGGUGGAGAAGGUGCGUCGCGCUGUCAGCGAUGAUUAUGCACGCACAAUGCCGAAGGCUCGCGGAAAGAAGCUGUCUGCAGAAGUUGAGUCUGGCGCAAAACCAACGUCAAAAGAUUUUCCGAGAAAUUAUCGUUCAGUGCCUCGUCCCAAGACAGAAAUUAUUGGUACCAAAAAUCAUGCGGUUGUUGACAAAUGUAAAUCGCUCUAUCAGCCAAAUGACGAGCUUGAGGAGGAAGCUGAGGCUGAGUUGCGCGAUAAGAGCUCACAACACAUAAAACCCAUACUCGAGGAGCUGAUAAAAACGGAGGAAACAUAUGUGGAGAAUUUACGUAUCGGCUUAGAGAAUUAUGGGAAUAUAUUUGCGCGGAAAGAUUUACCCAUCGGUUUGCGUGGCAAAAAAUAUGUUUUGCUUGGUAAUAUCGCACAGAUCUACGAAUUUCAUGCCGAGGAGUUUUUACCAAUGUUACAUACAUAUAAAAGGGAUCUGAAGCGAUUAUUCGAUGAAUUUCAGCAUUAUAUUGAUAAAAAUUCCUUCUACUGCUACGUCAUAUUCACAAUGAACAAGCAACGCUCACUCAAAUUAUGUGAUACAUAUAAAAAUUAUUUUAAGCGCAUACAAAACGAAUUGGAUGAUAAGUUGGGUAUAAAUAGUUUCCUGGUACAGCCCAUACAACGGAUGGCGCGAUAUCCGCUGCUGCUGCAACAAUUUAUCACGACUCUCUUCAAGCAUCGUGACUUCGAGAUUAAGCCCUUACUUGAGUCAUGCUGUCGUCUGGAGAAGAAAAUGCGCACUUUGCUGACCACAACCAACGAAUCCGAAGUGAUUAACGACAUUGUCGAGUGCAAUGAGUUCAACGUUUUUCAUCAGGGCAAAUUCCGUAAAGUCAGCGAUUUUUCGAUUAUAGAUCACACGCUCCGACGCACCUAUCGCGGUAAGGUCUUCAUAUUCGACAAAUGCAUCAUCUAUACCGAGAUUAAGGGCAAACACUUGAUCUUUCAUGGCCGCUAUCCGUGCGAGCAUAUCGGCAUUGUGGCGAAAACGAAGCACUUCACGUUAUUCUAUGAGCGUCGUAAGCAGCAAGAGUGCGAUUUCCAAGCUGAACCGCCAGUGAUCGAAACGUGGCUGGAGCUGAUACGCGAUAUGAUCAGCUCGUAUGUGAUGGAGGAGCGUCAAAAGCUGCAGGAUCGUUAUGCGCGCGAAGGCGAACAGCAAUACCGUAAGCCAGUGAGUUUAACGCUGUUUCGUGAUUCGAAUCGUUUUAGUUCGGACAGCGGUAUAGGCAAUAUAUGGGUGCUGCCGAAACCGGAGGCAGAGUCGGAAGCGUCGAGUAAUCGCACGACGUGGUACGCAGUGAAUUGAAAGGAAGCGUUGUGUUUGAACGUAUGGAAUAUGUAUAAAUUACAAGGAUAUUGUUCGUUUGUGGCUACCGAAGUGUAGUCGGUUGCAAUAUUGGACUCAACAGUGCCAGCCAGAUAUAUUAUUAUAUCUACACUAAGCAAAACUUUUAAUUAUUGACGAACGGAGCGCAAUAUGCCUUUACUUUAUGGUACUAGAGCUUUUGUGGCUUUAGUGUGGCCAUAUUUUUAUUAAUUUAAAUAUAUAAGCAAUAAAAUGUGUUUCGUACACCAAUUUAUUCUAGUUAAGCUAAAGAUUUUAAAUUAGCUUAGAAUUUUACAAAAUUAUUCUUAA
Bactrocera oleae (olive fruit fly) is the source of this 5178-nucleotide messenger RNA. The record is from RefSeq and is a predicted model, not a curated record. NCBI's taxonomy places the organism in Eukaryota, Metazoa, Arthropoda, Insecta, Diptera, Tephritidae.